Messenger RNA from Tachysurus vachellii, 1471 nucleotides. It is a transcript of the gene timd4, whose product is annotated as T cell immunoglobulin and mucin domain containing 4. The record is from RefSeq and is a predicted model, not a curated record. Lineage: Eukaryota; Metazoa; Chordata; Actinopteri; Siluriformes; Bagridae.
AUGAUAUUAGGAAGAAACAUUGAAAGGAACCAGGCUCAGGAGAGAACCCAUCCUGAUUUGGGUGACACCGGACAAUGUCACAGACUGAGGUCUCGAGAACACAGCUGCCUUUUCACAGACUUUCAUUGUCAUGCCCCAGGCUGCCUCCAGCACAAAGCAGGUUUGCUAAAAUGCAAAACCACAGCUCAGAAUCUAGUCCGAAUGGCUGCCAGUUAUAGUGGUUUGACUUUGCUGCUCUGGAUUCUGGUCCUCAACAUCUCGGUUGCCAGAUCAUCAGAGACACCAUUCAAGGUAACGGAGGGUAGCACCGUGAUUCUGUCCUGUCAGUACUCUGUUAAGCAGCAUGGCAUGACCCACGUCUGCUGGGGUCGAGACUGUGGAACCUUUUGGUGCAAUGACAUCAUCAUUCAGACAGAUGAAAGUGGGGUCAUCUCAAAGGUCUCUGACAGGUACAGACUUAUCGGAGAUGUUCUCUCUGGACAAAUGGACCUGGGGAUCCAGCGGAUACGACGGGCAGACAGCGGGCCAUACUGCUGCAGGAUAAAUAUAGAUGGACUAUUCAAUGACAAGAAGGUGACCUACACUUUAAAGGUUAUAAAAGCUGCAGUGACAACAGUACCAACAACUACUACACUUCACACUACAGAACCACUGCAAACCCAGACAGUGUCUUCUGCCUCAGAUCAGACCAGCAAUGCACCAUUUGACAUUUCUGGACAAAACCUCACCCUGCACAAUUCUAAUUCUCUGUCUGAUGAAGCGAUAGCAAGCAUAACACUACAGAUCAACAUCCCCGUGCUGUCUCUGUCUCUCAGUCUGCUCUUGCUUUUGGCGGGGGCCUUGACCCUGCUGGCCUUUAAACGUGGGUUUCAUACAAAGGUCAUUGAUAGUGGAUGUCUGUCAAAAGAGCCAAAACACAUUGUUUACGAAAUACGGACCAGAAGGCCAGUGGAGGAGAAUAUUUAUAUCCUGGAAUAAUUUUGCAGAGCGCACGCACACAAACACACACACACACUCACACACACACACACACACACACACACACACACAGAUUAUGCAAUGUUGCUUUUUUAAAAUCUGUUUACAUGAUUAUGUUUUAAUAUAAUCUUAAAAGAGUGAAAUCAUAUCAAGUGGACAGAUCUGAAAUCUAAGAAUAUUUACCUAAUAAAUGUCAAGAUUCAAGAUUAUUAGGCCUAUUUGGAGACAGAUUUACUUGGAGACAUUCAUUUGUUUCAUUCUCAGAUCGUUUUACAUACAGUAUUUCAUGUGUUUAUUUCUUAACAUAAGUAAAAUUAUGAAAUCUGUGUGUCUAUGUUCUGAACCAUGAAUUAAAUCAUUUGCCUUUUAAGCCACAAAAAGUGUAACGCUUUCUUCCACAAACAGAAUUAACAUGAACAGUUGUGCUGCGCUAUGCUUUUGUUUGGAUAAUGCCCUAUGAUGGCUUGCUUUAAGUUGGUUAACUAUUCACUGU